Molecule: messenger RNA, 2145 nt
Organism: Eubalaena glacialis (North Atlantic right whale)
Lineage: Eukaryota; Metazoa; Chordata; Mammalia; Artiodactyla; Balaenidae
Exons: 18
Molecular function (GO): protein binding
Source: RefSeq, a predicted model, not a curated record
AUGGAGAUCACUGAUGUCACCUGUAAGUCCUUCCCAUCUGUCUUCAUGCCUGAUGCCUAUGAGCAAGGUCCACUUCUUUAUGAGACAGACCUUGAAAGCCCAGUAUCUUCUUCUAAAGGCUGUUCAAACCCCGACUGGAACACACAAGGGUACCAGUUGGAGUCCUCAGCUGGUCAGCUUUGGUUGAGCCCUGCUCUCUACCGGGCCUCGUGUGGCUCCAAAGGAAGCACCCUGGCCUUCGGAACUUGGAAGAAGCUGCCCAAAGUUGAGAACAUGCCAAGCAUUAACAUUAAUAAUGCUGUCAACUUUCCAAAUCUGAACUACUACGAUUCUAUCAAAGCCGUCAUUGCAAGCGCCAAGCGUAAGCCCCCUGCUCUAGUCAUAGGUGCUGCUUACGCUUCUCUUAAGUUUGCCAUGUUCUCUCUUUGUGUGUCAGGUCCUUGGCUGUCUCCCACCUUUAGAAUUUCUGCAUCGCAACAGGCAUCCCACACUUCGAUGAAAGAGCUGCAAGUUCAAGGCUGUUUACCUUCCCGCUGCACGCUAAAGGGGGAAGGAAGGACAGGGCCCGAGCCACUACCCGACCCAGCCCUUGGCCCCUGUGGGGAGGAGCCACGGAGAGCAGGGUCCUACCCUCAACCCACUGUCCGUCCUUUAGGCACCUUCAAGGCUGCGGUCGGAGGGGAAAGCCAGACGGGUGGACGGGAGAUGCGCUGGAGUCAAGGCAUUUUCAUCUGUAAAGGAAAGAACUUGCUGCUGACAGGUGGAAUGGAUCGAAUAAUUAGAGUCUAGGAUCCUUAUCUGCCUGGAAAACCAACAGGUAUGCUGGAAAGCCACACGGCUCCAGUGAUCUGCAUCCAUGUGUCUGCUGAGGAUAACAAAAUAUUUUCCACGCCCACUGACAACACGAUUAAGAUCUGGGAUCUGGAGACCAAGAGCUGCUUGUUUACUGCCUGCUCCAAAGCCAGCGGUGCUCGGGGCCAGCCCGGGGCCUGCCUCUAUCUCCCCCGCCCCAGAGCCCUGUGUGUGGCCACUGACACCGUCGCCCUCGUGCACCUGAGGCUGAGAUCUCCCCUCGAGCCUCACCCAGUGGUUUCCCACAAAGAGCCCGUGGUGUGCUGCCAGUACAACCCCACCUUCAGUGGGGAUGAUCGGGGACAUCACAGCCCAGAUACGUCCUCUUCAUGUUCCUGGGCUGAUGGCUUUUGUUUUAGCUCAUGCAUCAGCUAUGGGUCUUAUUACAGAGGUGAAACUAUGCAGACCAUCCGAGAAGAGCUUGACACACCAUGUGACUUUCGUCACUUCCGGAAGCCAUAGCCACAUUGGCAGGAUGACUUGAACCACGGGCAAAAGGAGGACAUCCUCUGUGUGGCUCAAUGCCCGCCUAUUCUCCUUGCCACCUCCAGCUACGACGGGGAGAUUAUCAUUUGGAAUGUCAUCUCAGGGCACAUGCACUGCAAGCUAAAUACCCCCAGCCCCUCUGAUGGCGCAGAAGAUAGAGAACGCCCAGACAGAAGCGUUUCCUGCCUCACCUUCCUGAAGACUCCGGCAGCCAACUUGGAAUCAGCCGCCACUCCCCUAAUGGUCAACGGACCCCGAGGUUCUGUCACCUUCUGGAGGCUAUUCGGCGGGGCCUGUCCCUUUGCAAACUUCACUCCUGGAAGCUGGGCUUCUAGAGACAAAGCCUGGGUCAGCAGCAUGGCGGUGAAAACAGGGGAUGCCUGUGCCUACAUGGCUGACCAGGACGGCUUUGUACACGUCUACGACAUCGAGGAGUAUGGUCUGCAGGGACCAGAGCCGCAGCCUCCCAAGAGUAGUUUGGAGCUGAUAGAAGAAGAAAAGGUUCUGCUGUCAUCCUCCCUGGACCGUACCAUGCACCUGUGGAGCACAGACGGGGAGUACUUCGGGACCUUUGGGCAGGGUAGCCCCUGGGAUGUUUUCACCCCUGUCUCCUGGAGAUACCCUGGAGUGCCCUGGGAAGUUCUGACAGAUCCCCAGAGCAUGCCUGCUCACCCAGCGCUGGAAGGAGAUGCUCCUGUCACGCACACAGGAGAAGGGGAGCAAGGCAAAGUGGUGGAGGGCAAGGCCAGUGCUAAGGUAAAAGAGGGUGAUGCAACAGACUUCAUGAGUGACCUUGAUCUUGUGUAG